AUGCCUUCAGAAGCGGCAAAGAAACGUCAAGCAAAAAAGAAAGCCGCAGCUCAAGCGAGAGGAAAGCCGAAACCUGCGGCAGAAACAACAGAAAAUGGUGUAGAAGAUUCACGAGGGACGGAAAAUGGCGCCGUCAAGUUGGAUUUGUCGAGUCGUUCCUGCACCGGCGUUUUGGCUUCACACUUCCAGUCUCGAGAUUUGAAGAUCGAAAACUUUUCGAUAACUUUCCACGGUGUUGAACUCUUAACAGAUACAAAAUUGGAGCUGAAUUGUGGUCGUAGAUAUGGUUUAUUGGGCCUUAAUGGUUGUGGUAAGUAGAUUCGAAUUUCGAAUACAAACGUGUCUUAAUAAUAAAGUGAUUUCACUAACUAUAAACAUUCUCAAAUUAUUUCACACGGAAAAUUUCUUAAUUUUUCAAAUGUUUCUAGUCUUUUAGAAUAAGGAUGUACGUGUAGACGUCUCUUUAGAGAACAAUGAUGUAUUAUACUUGUCCCCUGGCUUCCACUUGGUCCAAAAAAUUUUUUUGAGGGAACUUUUUUCCCUCCGAGCUUGUUAAGCUGAAUUUAUUAUAGACUGAACGAAUUAAACUGAAUUCUUUCCCUUAACUUCAGCUUACUUUUAAUUUCCUCUCUUUUAAAGCGUAGGGGUUUCGAUCCAUAAACGAAAGCACUUUGUUCUCAAUUUGUACUUACUCACUUACAAUAUAAUGACCAAAAUAUCCUUUAGCACUGUGUUUCGUUAGAAUAUCAAAAUAAAAUUGCUUAUGUAGUUAAGCUUACAUAUUAUAAGACGACAGCACUGUUUUGAUUAAUUAGUUCAUUUGGUGUGGCUUCACCAUGUUACAAUGUAUUUCACAGUAGCAGCUACAUAUACCUGUAGGAUUUUCCUAGCUUUCUACCACAGAAUUUUUAUUUUAUUUUUACAGUCGACUCCUGAUAACUUGAAUCUUCCAGGGAAAUUGCAAAAAGUUCGAGUUAUCAGGAGUUCAAGCUAUUGGGAGUUCAAAGUAAAUACUACCAUUAAUGAGGAAAUGGCAUGGGAAUAUGGCGUUAUAUCCCCGCCAAAAUUCAAGUUUUGUUUUUAACAUUUAAGUUUCCUUUUUAAAUCUCAUGUUUACGAUUUAGAUCUGAACUUUUAUAUACAAAAUUCCUACUUUGAAUUCAACAUUGUACCUUAUUGUAAUCAUUUCAAGUUCUAAGAUGCGAGAAAAAGAUUCAAGAUUGAAGUUUUCGCUUCAACAAGCAAGUCUUUGCUUCAACAUUCAAGUAUUUGCUUCAACAUUCAAGCCUUCAUUUGAACAUUCAAGUUUCUUUACAACAACCAAGCCUUCGCCUCAACAUUAAAGUCUUCGCUUCAACGCCGUGUCUUUGUUUUCAGCUUUCUCAAAGAUGCACCAAACAACAUACGAGUUUUGAAUUCAACCUUCAAGUUUUGAAUUCAAACUUCGAGUUUUGAUUUGAACUUCACGCUUGAUCAACUCGGUCACAUGACUAUACCCAAGGUCAGGCAUGCGCACUGGUAGCCUACCCAACAUGCUUUGUUGUCUUCGUAUUUGAAAGAUGGCGGCCGCCACAGAGAGACGAGAUUAUUUAUUUCUCCACCGAACUGUACUAGAAACUAUUUCCAGUUUAGACAACAUGUUAGAUCCAUCACAAAUAGAUAGUGUAGUAUUGAGGCUAGAUUGCGUGAAGCGUUAUCUAGUAAAUAUCAGUGAUGACUCGCAGACAGAUGCCAUCAUCACUAAUCUUGAACAAGUUAUCGAGAGCCUACAAGAGGAAAGACAACAAUACGAAAACGUACAGGGUCAUCCAAUGGCCGCCAAGCUUAUCAAGCAAGGACGUGGACGGCCUAGUUUUGACAUUAGGGAAGAAACGUUGUCAUUUUUUCUCGAAAACAGCUUCAAAGUUCCGGUCAUCGCUCAACUGCUAAUGGUUUCCUCUCGCACCGUCGAAAGAAGGAUGAACAAAUAUGGGUUGACAGUGUCAGGUUAGUGUAUUAAUAGCUUUUUUCCAGUACGUGAUGUGUUGAAUGACGUGUGUAGCCAUUCAGUUCAGGUUUUUAAUAGCAAGUAAUAUUUAUAUAUUUAUUUUGUUAAAUUUGACCUUGUAUGUGCAUUAGGCCAUUACAUUUUUAUUAUACCGACCCUAUCAAGGGCCAAGGAAAUCUUGCUGGGAGGGGAGGGGGUAUUUUCAUGGAUUUCUCGGGGUCAUCCCAAGGGUCAUUUUCAUUUGCGUUCUCCUUACAUGUUUUUUGCACUGUCUUUACAAUAUUGCGCCCUCCUUUCAUUGACUCUAAGCUUCCUUACAUUGCGCCUGCGCCCUCCUUACAAUUUUGUGCCUGUGCCCUCCUUACAAUUUUGAACCUUCCUUACAAUUGCACUUCCCUUACAUUGAACCUAAUGAAGGAAAUUUUAAAUUAAUGUGGAAUGGUCCAUAAUUGACCAAUGGAUAAAAAGAACGUGGUAUUGUUGUAUUUCAUUUUGUUGUUGAUAUGUCGAGAAGUUCCCAGAACUUGUACCAUGACACUCGUAUUUUUUAAAUAAACUUGUUUGGUAUAGUUUUCUUACAAUACAUUUAAUUUCUUAAAAUUUUAUUAUUUCUUUUUUUAACGCCCUCCUUACGUAGUUGCAAGGUGUCUCUAAGUGAUGUUUGACAUAGUUUAAGAGUGUUCGGGAGCAUUCUAGACCUGUUUUGUAAGAUUUCAAAAAUUCUGAUUUUUUGGGCUGCCAGCCAUCUGAAGUUUUUUUUUUAAAUCUGAGGAGUAUUUUCUUAAAACAACCACCCAAAGGGGGUAUAAACAUUUUCUUCUAAAGCGGUUUUGCAGGAAACCCCUCAAUAGGGGUUGCAGAUGUAAAAUAAAAAGGCCCAUUUAUGACAAUUUAAAUGAAAUUGCUUUCGUCAUGUGGGAUAUUUGUGUCUAUCUGUGUUAAGCCCCAGGCUUACCAGGGUUGGGAUUUUGACAAUGAGAUGAUGCCCCAAGCCCUACAUGUAUGGGUUCAUGAAGUGUAGAGACAUUAUGAAAAAGAUGCCUUUGCAAAUUAAUCCCUGAUUGAACUUGAAACUGUAUAUAUGAUUACCUAUGCAAAUUCCAUCCUUUGACUUAACAUUGAUACUGUAGGUGCAUAACACUUGCUGAGGAAAUGAUCAUUUCAAACAGUCAUGUACCAUCACUGAUGAAUUCUAGAAUUAGCACCCAAAGAGGCUGUCUCCCUCAGAAAUGACCAAUGAUUUUGGUUUGAAAAAUAAAUUUCUCUGUUAUAUGCAGCCUUUGACGUGGAUCUGUACAUGUAUAUGAUGGUUACUAACAUAAAAUGUCAUAAAGAAGGAAAUUGUUGUGAGGGUCACAUGUUUUCUUUUUUUUUUUUCAAAUGGGGGGUCAUGAGUUUUCUUUUGAAAGACUGGGAAGGAUCAAGACUUUUCUGAAAAAAUACUCAAAAUUCCCCAGCACCCCCCAAUAAAAGCAUACCUUCCCUAAUUGAGGCUUUAUGGUAUGUAUUUUACCUAAUGUUGUGUUUGAAUAAUCCUGAUUUUUAGGAACCUAUAGCAAUAUUAAUGAUGAACAACUGGACAAUCUUGUUCAACAAGCUCAGAGGGAACAACCAGGCAUAGGACUAAGAUUAUUGAUGGGAAAAUUAAGAAGCAAAGGUGUAAGGAUGCAGUGGGAAAGGCUGCGGUAUUCUCUGCUCAGAACUGAUCCAACAGGUGUCCACCAAAGAUGGAGAAAGGCUAUUCAUCGGCGAAAGUAUUGGGUGCCAGGUACACUUGCAUUGUGGCACAUUGAUGGAAACCAUAAACUGAUAAGGUUGGUUUACAGACCAGAAUAAUAGGUUAAAGCUGAAUGCCAAAAAUUAUCAUGGGGCAUGAUAAUGCUGCUUUAAAGUGGUGAAGUCCUUGAUCUUUAUCCCUCGGUCACUGGAUGUUCGGGUAACUGUAGUGUGGCUGGGGGCUACUGGGACCAUGUGAUGGCAGAUGACUUUUAUUUAGAUUUUUUUAAAAUUAUUUAUCCCAUUGCAGUUUCACUAAUGACAACAGCAGCAUCCCACUAAAAUUAUUUUCUGGUGUUUUGUGCUAUCUUUUAUGAAGUUUAGGGCUUCCCUUGUCUUGCAGGGAUGAAUUUUUGUUCAUGUAUUAAUGGAAGCAAGUAUGUGCAUAUAUAAGCAACUGGUAGUUACAUGUAUUGUUUAAAAGGGUUAACCUUUUGACCAUCAGACUGGCUUGAUUGUUUUUGCUGGGACCUGGCUUAUCUUAGACUUUUGGUAUCUGCAUAGCAGACAGUUAAUCCCACUUCAAAGCAGCUUUAGCAUGUCCCAUGAUUAUUAUACAAAUGAGGUACUUAAAUCAGGCUCUACUUUGCAGCACCAUUGGAGCUUGGUUUGGAUUGGAUUUUAAUCACAAACAAAUGACUCGCACUAUAACCAUCAAAACACAAAGUAAAUGAUACUCACCAAUCUGAUAUUCAUAGUGAUUGAUCACUCCCAUGUAACUGCAGCACCUGGGUACAGAUCCAGGAUUUACACUAAAGGGGGCAUUGGUGAAGAUGUGCAUCAGUAAAGGGACAUAUGAGCAUACUGAAGUGAUUAGUAUGAAGCGACAGUGCAAAACCCUUCCUGAAUGGGGGUUUGCAGUAACUGAUACUUCCUACCUCACUCAUUCAUUUUCAGAAUUUCCACUACAGCUUGUGAACCCAACUCAGUACAGUACGUCAUACUGUCUAUGAAGUAACCUACAUUUUGUUAUCAGAAAGUAUGUUUUCAGUGUUGGUAGUAAGGAACUUCUUCAUGUUAAAAUAGUUAUUUUUUGCUUUGUUUAAAUCGCCGCCAGUCAUACAGUGUAUGGGGCUCCACGCAGCUCUUAGAACGAGUUGUUUUAUUGGCUCAUCAAACAGUAGAUGAAUGACCUAAACAAUGCCCCUAUCCCUAAAAACAAUAGCUGUGCUUUACAAGGCCAAUGGAAAUAGAGGUUUUCGAGAGCUGCAUGGUAUCUUAAUCAUACUGCUUAAUUUGCUGUGGUUGUUGUAUAAUUCUUUCUAGGUGGAAGAUUGUUAUCCAUGGUGGCAUUGACGGGUAUUCCAGAAUGCCUGUAUACCUGCAUGCUUCAGACAAUAAUAGAUCCUGUACAGUUUUGCAACUUUUUAUCAAAGCUGUUGAGGAGUACGGACUGCCCUCUCGUGUGAGGUGUGACCAAGGUGGGGAGAAUUUUGAUGUUGGGACAUAUAUGUUGGAACUUCGUGGAACUGGCCGUGGCAGUAUUAUAGCAGGUAAAGUAAUAUUUAUUUUGACUUGAAGUGGCUUUUGGCUGAGAUCUAACAGUUUUUAUUAUAUGGAAUAUAAUUUUGCUAGCACCUUUUCUUUUAGGAAAGAGCACACACAACCAAAGGAUUGAGCGUCUGUGGCGUGAUGUCUUUGAAGGAUGCUUGGAUUUGUUUUAUCAAAUAUUCAAUUUUUUAGAGAGGAAUGGAUUUCUUGAUGUCUUGGAUGAUGUGCAAAUGUGGUCUCUCCACUAUGUUUAUGUUCCUAUACUAAACAGGCAUCUGGAGGCAUGGAAAAAUGCCUGGAUUUAUCAUCCCUUAAGAACUGAAGGAAACAAAUCCCCACUACAGUUAUGGAUUCAUGGUCUUAGUCAUACAAUGCUGAUGACAUCCGGAGAUCAAGUACAGGUAAUAGGCUUAUAUCAAAUCUUGCACAUCCUUUACCGAAUGGAGGAUGUAAUAACUGGAGAAAAGUAAUAUUAGCGGGAAUAACUUCACACAACAAUUUGUUGUCCCCAAGCGCCAUAAUUUCCUAUAUGCACAACAACAUAACCCUUAUACUAAUUAAUAACCUUCCAUGUCAUCCUGUACAGUAUAUAUGUCCACAUCUAUACAAGCUUCUGCACUUACAUGUGAUUCCUCCAUCGUACAGCCCACUAAGGCCCUCUUUACAUGGAAAGAGGAUGAUCCUAGUGCUAGGAUGAUCCUAGCAGAUUCAUUUGGUUUACAUGCAAAAAUGCGGCACUAGGAUGAUCCUAGCGCUAGCAUCAUCCUACCUCUCAGAUAGGAUGAUCCUAGCGCUAGGAUCAUUGUAGCGUGCAACCAUUCGCAUGUAAACUGAAAGCAGAAAACAUGUCGCGCUCGGAUGAUCCUAGUGCUAGGAUCAUCCUCUUUCCAUGUAAAUAGGGCCUAAACCCCUUAUAACCCUGUAUAUCUCUAUACUCUGUUCAUCGCUUUACUGCCAUGUACAAAUGGCCGUUAACUCCAUAACCCUGUGCAUUUCACUUUCUCCUGGUCUCAUAUAAUACCCUGUACUUAUCUAUUCAACCCUUACACGAAUUAUACAACCCUGUAUUACUAUUCUUCCCUCGUCCUACAAUAACUCCUCAAUAGUCCAAUAAAAUACCAGGAGCUCCGAUCUGGUUUAAUUUGACACCUCUAUGAGAUGGCUCAUCGGAGCCUUUGAAUUUGUUUGACCAUUAUAGCUGUUUCAUAUUCAUACAAUUUCUCAAGGCAUGAACUUAAAGACCUGCGCCAAUGAGUCCUUCUUUUCCACUAAAAGUUAUGACAAAACUGUACUAAACCAACAAACAGAUAGCUGAAAGUGUUAAAAAUCAAACUUUGACCUGGGUAAGCUGUUAUGGUAUAUCCUACCAUCUAAGCUUGCUUGCUUUAUUACAGAACCAAAGGGAUUUCACUUACUAUGGAGUUGAUUGGAGUGGACCAGUAGGCAGUGCUGGGGACAAUGGGCAAGUUGAAGUGCCAGUUACAACAUGUCCACUCAACACUGCAGAGCUACAACAGCUUAAAGAACAAAUUGAUCCCUUAGUUGAUGACAGCAAUUAUGGCAUAGACACUUUUAACGAAACAGUGCGUGCAGUUGAGAGAAUUCUGCAAAGUCGAGCUCGCGGUGUUUCACCAUAAAUGUAUUUGUAUCUUCCAGUUUAUGAAAAUGUGAUACUUUCUAUGUAAGAUGUUGUGUGAAGCUUUCACUGAAGUUGGUGAAUGUCAGCAUGCCUAGUGAAAGGAAGGCUAGUGUGCUCUCUUGCAAUGUAAAUGUUCCCUUGCUGGUGCAUCAUUGGGUCCCCCUUAGUGCAAAACUCUGGACCCUCCCCUUUAAUGGUAUUCAUUUAAGUGGAAAGAAUGAGGCUGCAUGCAAGUAGCAUCUUUUUAUUGUAACUCAAUUUUUCAAAGAUUGAUACAAUGUCAAAAGAGUUGUAUGUGGCAAAUAAACAUUUGUACUAUUAUCCUUUUUUUAAUGUACAAGAACUAUAGAAAAAACAGUAACUUACCUUAUUGUAACCAUACAUGAUAAAUAUCUUGAAUGCUGUAUAUUGUACUUAUCUGUGCAUGAUACAUGUAAUGCCUAAUUAAAAGAAAAUGUUUAUUCCUCUUAACAGUACUGAUUCUCGCCCAACCAAUCAAACUGCUGUCUUCUCUUUGACAAAUCUAAUAGAAUUUAUAAUAUAACAUGUGAACAAAUGUGAUGGGCAGGACAGUACUUCUAUAAAUUCAAUCAUGAGUUGAUAAUGUAUCAAGGUCUGAUUACAGCCUUCAUUGAAAGACUAAAGUAAUUCAAGAAAAAAAAAUCCUGAACUGAAACAUUUUCACUGAAAAAACUGGAAUCAAUCUAAAAAAACGUACAUGCAUGCUCUCUUCACCAGAACAACUUCAUUAAGUACCUGUAACUUUAGUUCCUAGAGCAUGCUCCAGUCUAAACACUAGAAAAGGCUUUUCCAUUGCUAUCACACACAGCCGUGAGUGAAGAAGAAAAUGUACCUUGGUCUGGAAAGGACCUUGGUAAGGUUACACGAAAUGAACAUGUGGAUGAGAAUAUAGAUUCUGUAUCAUCGAACCCUAUCUUGAUGAUACCUAGCCCGAACAGAGGUAGCCCUGGUGAACCUGUGGCAAAGACUAAGAAGGACUUCAACUCAUCGAUGGAUGCAUCUCUAAGAAACUGUAGCAUGUAUUCUUUGAUGUUCUCCUCGUUUGUGUUUAAAUCUGAUGGGAACUGCAGUUGACCCUUGAUGUCAUUGGCAGUCACUUCCUUGUCUCCUGCUACAAAUAAUUCUUUAAAGACGUCUGGAUACAAUUCCAUCCUUUUUCCAAAGCCAAGGGUCUUUAACCCCUCCCUCAGUUGGUCUAGCACCAUCUUUGGCUUUGCAAUAGCAUCAUGGACUAUCAGGUUUCGUAUCACCCUCAUCUUGUUGUCAUUCUGAAAAAGGGGCAAUGGAGCAUGAAUUUGUAGCCAUUUUUAAGAAGUUGAAUGGAUUUGACAGAUUUAGUAGCACUUUGUCCCCUGCCCAUAAACUCGAAGAUUUUAACUGUUGGGCCAAAAAUCACAAUUUCACCACACUCUAGCCUGAUUAUCAGAUAUUCCUUGAUCUUUUGAUUUCAAAAUGCACGGACCACCUAAUAAUCAGGCUAAGCAAUUUCAUUUUAUUUAUUAUCUCAAAGAUAAGAGGUACUGAAACUUUUAAAAUGUAUUUUUAAACUGGCUAAUCUACAUGUAAGGGUAUCUUCAGACAAAUGAAGCGAUUUUACCAAAUGGUCACUGAAAUGAGAUUCUAGAUUCUUACAGUCAUCUGCUUAAAACUCAAGGAAACAAUCCUUACUGUCAGUUUCAUGGUAAGUCCACAAUUUGCAAGAAUGGUUGUUACUUCCUCCUCGUCAAGAUUGGCAACAUCUUCUGCUUCUGCAAUCUGAAAAUUUAACAAGCAAUGAAAUCAAUGAAAAUAAUUUGACCCCCUAAGUAUCAACCUCAGGGAAAUGGCUAGUCACUGCUUGAAAGGUUACAAAAAAUGAAACAAAGGUAGGCAGGAUUGCAUAUGAUUAUUAUCGAAUUUCAAUACUGGAAGGCUUCACACCUUGUAUCAUGCAGGUUGCUACUUAAAAACUUGUAUAUUUCCCUUACAUUGUAAUUGCCACAGGAAUAUUUCAAAAUGUAGUUAAAAAUGAUAUUAUGGGAUUAUAGGGGUAAGGGGAAGGAAACUUGCUUAGGAAAACUAGCAGGCUCAUAAACCUCCGCUUCCAGACUGCGAACGUCUGUGAGGGGCUGUGUCUGGUGUAACAGUACACAACGGAUUUUACAUUGUAUUGUCUUUGUGAUCUAUUGUUUUCUUGUAGUUUAUUGUUUAGUCUUUGUUUUGUUCUUUUUGUUACUGGUACACGAGGACAGAACAGUUGAUUAGGAAAAUAAAAAUAAUGUGUCGUGUCAUACUGCAAAUUGUUUAUUACCUUUGAAAUAAAAUCUCUCAUCUCUAAAGAACAAUCAAUCACAGCAAGGCCGUCAAUUGCUUCCUCUACAUUGCCUGUAGCCAAGUAAUAGUAUAUUCCUGGGCUAAAAACAGGAAGACCAGGUCCUCCCUGCAGUAUGCUAUGCACAAUUAUUGUACCAACUAACUUCAUGAGUCCAGAGGCUACAGUAUCACUGUUGUAGAUAGGGCUGCAGUAUUCUUUUCCCUGGAAAAAUGUCUCGGUAAUUCCAGUAAGGAGUUGGGUAUAGAAGUGACGCACAACACCACCUGUAUCAGCUGCAGCUUGGCCGGUGUAAACAAUUCGAAGUCUUUUCGAUGGAUUGAAGUCACUGUCCUUGUAGUAUGUCAUUGCAUCAUUCAGCAGAUCUUCUUCAUCUACUUUCAGUUUCUCCUUUUGGCCAUUAUCAAAAUUCUUUUGCAGAUCAUGCAAUUCUUCACUAAGGGAGCGUGGUCCUUCAAAUACAGAAUCCAUUAGAUCUGAAUCGUCAUCAGACAACUCUAGAGACGUCUUAGAUUGUAGUAAUGUGGUCACUGCCUGGCGUAAAGUUCCCUGGACUUUUAAGCAAUUCUCUAGUUCUUUUCUGGUUUCAUUUGGGAACAUCUCUGACAACUUGUCAAUAUCUUCCUCUGUAGCAGAUGCAUUUGACCCUGCACUAGAUGUUGAUGGAAAGGCCAAGGGGUCGUCUCCAUUACCAUCACUGCUAGAAAUCAAAAACAUUUUUGUCAGCCUCUCCACCCCAGGGUACUAUCUCACUGGAUUGAUUUAUUAUUUAUCACUUUCUUACAAAGGGGGAGUCGUUGGCAUCCUAGGAUCCCCUAACAACAUACCAUAAAUCCUCUAUUCCCCCCAUUGGUGCAAGAAAUUUAUUAAACCCCCCCUCCCCCUUUUUUCUUCACAACCAAAACAAUAAAUGACAGACUGUAUUACCUGUACAUUUAUACAAUUCUAAUCUGGGCAGGAAUUCACAUACACAACACUCACGAGCUGUAAUAUAAUCAUAAUUACAGCAAUCAAUGAGUGGUGAACUGCUGUUAUGUCACCAAAUUAUAAUAAGCCCUACCCCCUCUCAAAUAAUCUCCCCCUGUCUAUUAAGCCCCCUCCCUAUUAAGCCACCCUUAAAUGCACUUAAAAUAAAUAAGCCCAGGGUGGGAGGGGGGGAAAGGGGGUAAUAGUGGAUUUAAGGUGGAUAUAUUAAAAAGAUAUGAUUCCCCUACCUUUCGUUGAACAAGACAUGAUCACUCAUCGUUGAUUGUCGCUUUAAAUGUAAGAUAAUGAUAACAUAUAUUAACUGGUAAGCAAAUGUGUUAUCUUUUUUCAGAGCUUUGUUCUGUCUUUCUCUGGGACAAAUUUCUUUUGCAAAAAAAAUAUCAAAUGUCCAAAAAUAACUUUAAAAUCAAUGUCCACGACACUUUACUCCGAAUACUUUCAGAAGAAAAUGAUUAUAUUGAUUUACCCGACUUAAUAACAAAAAUUUCCUGAAAACUCGGCUUCUUAUAUUUGCAAUGUCCGUGAUUGUAAACUUAAUUAAAUUGAAUUUAUUUAUAUUUAUUUGCUUAUUUAUUGAACUACUCUUUUUCUCUAGUCUUUCUUGUGAUCUAUUUGUAUAUGUAUUUUCUUACGUGUAACCACUGCUCGCCUCGACUAGCUAAUCUGCUAACUGCGGGCAGUGGAUAUUGCUUUUUGUAAAUUUGUGAUUAUUAAUAAACAGUUGAAACAGUAGUGACAAAAUUUAUGUAUUUUCACAUGACUUCUUGAUGACAUCCAGAAUUGGCCAUUGAAAGCCAUCUUUUGAAAGCCAAAAUGUGAAGAACUGAGUGUUAUGCUAACUAUAUUGUGCAUCAGGUAAGGAUAUUGAUCCUAUAUACAUGUAUUCUAAUGAACAGUACCAAUCUUUUCCUUGGGUGAUGCUGUUCUUGGUGAUGCCUUAGUUUUCCCAUGUCAAUUUCUUGGUCGCACUGGACACACUUGACCUUUGGUUCAUCCUGUUAAAUCAAUACAGUCUGUCAUAUAUGAGAAACAUGUUAUACUAAUGUCGGGUCUCCAUGAUUUUUCUGUGACAUAUAUUCCUUUGUGUGGACGAAACAGAAAAUAUUUGCUGUUCUAUGUGCCAGUCAUGACUUUGGACAGCAGAGAUACAAAUAAAAACAAGGCUGUCAUUUUGGUCACACUGGGGCUUGGAAACAAUUGGCAACAUCAUAAUUGCCACAUUUUAUGUUUACAUGGACAAAUUUUAUUUGCCACAUAAAAACUAACAUGCCAGCUUUUCAGCAAAUAUUUUGUCAAAUAAAAAAUUGGGCAAGUUUCCUCAUUUUUAUUAUGCAGAUAAAAAAAUCGGGAAAUUUUCCUCAAAUGAAGAAAUAAAAUAAAAACUACCACAUGCACAAUUUAACAUAAAAAGUGCUCGUUUAGACGAGCCCGAAGUCGUAUGAAAAAAAAUGCGUGUCUUCAUCUGAGAACACAAUGGAGCCCAUGCUACUUGCUCCCACUAAGGCUGGAUCACUGCCCAAUUCCUGUGUCACUGCUAUUAUCUAGUUGGUCAAGGAAAAUACUGAGCUUCCCAGGUACUUACAGGCUUGUUACUGACUGUCUCAAAUAAUAUUGUCAUUUGCACGAUUUGCAGAAAGUAUGUGUAGAAAAAUGGAAACUGAAUUACAAAAUAAAUUACUCUCAUUGAAACUAUCCAGUUAAUAACUUAGGUCUUUUCAUUGCAGAGUGACUGGUCUUUUUCUGGUACAUGUUUAAACAGUAAACCACUUAUGUUUUUAUUCUGACCUCUUGGGCAGGAUGCAUCAUGUUGUCCAUACUUGGGUCUUCUGCAUCCAGAAUGUCAAGCUGUAAUGGCCUGAUGUAAACCACAGAAGCAUUUGCAAUUUCCUUUAUCCUUGAUGGAGUAUGUGGUGCUGGCAGAUGAUGAAAUCCAUGCUCUUCACCGCCUCUCUGGUAGAGAAGGAGCUCAUAGCCACCAGCAUGAGAGAGUCUGGGAUACCUCUCUAAAAGUUUUGAGUGUAUUGCAUUCCCAUUCAUUUCAAAAGUCAUGCUUGAUGGCCCUAAGCCAGAAUUUGCCAAGGCAGUCUUCGCAGCGACAGAGGUGGGGGGCUUGUCACUGUCAACACAGCCCAGACAGCAGAAUUUCAUGGUACAGGUUGGAAUUUUUUUUAUUGGAGCCUUUCCUUUUCCAGUCAUCCUUGUCUUCCCCUUCAUGUAGUGAAACACUCUACUAUGCUCCUCUGAUGGACUAAUUGCAGUUGUAGCGAGUCUACCAAGUGCAGCCGGAAGUGGUACACUGGGACUGUAAUUACUUCUUGUACUAGAAAUUGAAGGCUGGCUAUGUUGUGCAGGAGUGUUGGCUGGUGGAACAGACUGUGAAGUACUAGCCCCUAAAAAUAUAAACUGAUAAUCUAAAAAAGAAUACCACCAAUGCUGGAAAAGUGGAAUCUGGAGAUUAUGAGUAUUCUGAUUUUGACCUUUUAAAAGUCGCUUGCUGUCAACACUGCUUAAAACUGUACCCAAUACUGCUGUAAUAUGCAGUACUGGUGUUAUAGUGUACGAAAUUUAAUAUAAACUGAUAAUCUAAAAAAGAAUACUACCAAUGCUGGAAAAGUGGAAUAUGGGGAUUAUGAGUAUUCUGAAUUUGACCUUUUAAAAGUCGCUUGCUGUCAACACUGCUUAAAACUGUACCCAAUACUGCUGUAAUAUGCAGUACUGGUGUUAUAGUGUACGAAAUUAAAAAAAAAAACAUGUAAGCUUUUUUAAAUAUGUAAAUUUACUCGAAUUUUAAUUUCACACACAUCCGUUUUUCCCUAUUAAAGACUCAUGUAAAUGACUUUUUCAGUCUACUCUUUUUAUACUAUACAGUACCUCAAUAAAAAUAUUUAUAACAUAUGAAUUCAUAAUAGAAGUUUUAAAACGUUUCUGCCAUUAUAAAGUUGGUAACUGAUCAGAAUACCCGGCCCAUUCAUUUACAUUUGUCGGUUCGUUUUGUACUACUAACUAUGUUUUGUAGAACGAGGCAAAUAACAAUAGGCACUAUUCUUAUUCAAUGAGAUGCAAAUAAGUGGGCCGGGUAUUCUGCAAUUUAGCCCUAUAAGGCUAUAGUCUAAGACUGUGUGCGAGUGCAAGGUCAAAGAAGUUGGAAAAAUUCAGUGAUGACAGCUGUUUCAUGCUCUUUAAAAUAAAAAAUCUUCUUUAAAUUGAAAUCAAGCUUACCAUCGUUCGCCAUAGAGAGUAGCUGCUCUGCGACUUGGCGAAGAGUUUCCCUUUGAAAAUUGCUCAUUGCGACCUCGUGCUUCGUGUCAGACCGAAACGCUCUGUUUAUAGUAGCAAAGCAUGUUGGGUAGGCUACCAGUGCGCAUGCCUGACCUUGGGUAUAGUCAUGUGACCGAGUUGAUCAAGCGUGAAGUUCAAAUCAAAACUCGAAGUUUGAAUUCAAAACUUGAAGGUUGAAUUCAAAACUCGUAUGUUGUUUGGUGCAUCUUUGAGAAAGCUGAAAACAAAGACACGGCGUUGAAGCGAAGACUUUAAUGUUGAGGCGAAGGCUUGGUUGUUGUAAAGAAACUUGAAUGUUCAAAUGAAGGCUUGAAUGUUGAAGCAAAUACUUGAAUGUUGAAGCAAAGACUUGCUUGUUGAAGCGAAAACUUCAAUCUUGAAUCUUUUUCUCGCAUCUUAGAACUUGAAAUGAUUACAAUAAGGUACAAUGUUGAAUUCAAAGUAGGAAUUUUGUAUAUAAAAGUUCAGAUCUAAAUCGUAAACAUGAGAUUUAAAAAGGAAACUUAAAUGUUAAAAACAAAACUUGAAUUUUGGCGGGGAUAUAACGCCAUAUGGGAAAGGAAUGCUAGUUUCAUCAACACUUCACUUCAAAGGCAGCCAGAGAUAAUUAUAUUUAGAAAAAGGAAUUAAGUAAUAAAGCUUGAUCAAUAGACAGGGCUAGAUAAAAGACAGAAAAGACUGACAAAAAAAGUCACAGAAUACACGGUUGUUUUGAAAUAAGUUCCAUGUUUCAGACAGCAGUACACUGUUUGUUUUUUUUUUUGCCAUGUACUUUGAGCAUGGUUUCAAGUUAUUGAGGGUAAAAUUAUAUAGAAAUGACCUGAAGGGAAAAAGAAAUUACCUCGAGUUAGCGGGAGGUUCGAGUUACUAAGGGUAAAAUUGUAGUAAAAGUGUGAAGGAAAUCCAAGGGAAAUCGAUUUUGGUUCAAGUUAACACGAGGUUCAAGUUACGAGGGUUCGAGUUAUCGGCAGGCAACUGUAUGUAAAAAGAAAAUAUAAUUAUUGUUGUGGGUGUUAAGCAUGGUAAAUACAUGUAUCAUUUUGACCUUUACAUGCAUGAUAUGUUGCCUUUAAAGAUUGGUUUUCAUGGCAUGCCGCUCUUUGCUAUUUUCUAAAUACCAUUGCCUUUGCUAUCAGUUUUGGACUGAUUUGUUAUUUUUCUGUGUAGGUAAAUCAACUAUGCUUGAAACAAUAGGCAACAGAGAUAUCCCAAUUCCUUCCCACAUUGACAUUUUUCAUCUCAAAAAUGAGAUAGAAGCAUCUGAUAAGACAGCUCUUCAAUGCGUCAUGGAGGUUGAUGAGGAAAGGAUGAGGCUUGAAGCAGAGGCCGCUGAACUCACAAAACUUGGAGAUGAAGGAAGUGAGAGGUAUAAAUGCAUGUUUAUUGCUAACAUUAUCAGCUUCUUGAAAGAUAAGCACUCACCCUCCUACUAAUAUUGUAUUUUAACAGGGUGCAAAGAAAAUCAUUUUUACAGCUUGCCAUUCCAGCAAGCUGAAGCUAGCAUUUACUAACCCAGACGCCAUUUCAACUAGCCUCAAAAGCUUUUUGACGAGCGUAAUUAAUUCCACAGUUCUUCCUUUAUUUGAAUUGCUCAAAAAACAUCACUUGUCCGUCGGGCAAGUUAAAAACAGAAUUCACUAGCCCGAUAGCAAAAUCCACUAGCCCCAGGCUAUCGGACACUACUUUCUUUGCACGCUGAUUUUAAUGUGUGUUAGGUUUAUUUUGGUUUAUUUAGGCUGCUGCCAAAGAAAAUGGUUCUUUUUUCCUUUCCUUUCUGUAAAUUUGUGUCUCUUCCCCUGCCUUGAUUAGGCUCUCCUAUACAUAGGUGGAAGCUAUCGUGAAAUUGUAAAUUGAGAUUGAAUGAAUAAAGUUGAAAGUUGAAAGCUGAAAGUUGAAAUGGUUUUGGAAGCUCUUAGGGGCUCCUUAAGUAAAAAGUUAGGAGCCAAGCCAAAUUUCUAGGAGCCCAGAGAUCGAUAAACUUAAAUAAGUAAGCAGAUCCUCGAAACUCGAUUCAAGUGCCUCAAAACUCAAUUCCUUCGAGGUUUAAAAAUGCGUGAAUCAACUUUCAAGUCUAAGACAACAAUCAUUCCCUCUGAUAUGAUGAGAAAACUCUUAGUCUUCUGUUAAAUUCCUUUGGUUUAAAAGCAAACAUAAUCAUAGCCAGUAGAUCAGAAAUCUUUCUCGGCUUUUUCCCCCCAAGGUGCAUCCUUUUUCUGUAGAGUUAUCAGGAAGAUUUUAAAAGAGCCAUGUCUGCUGGUUUUGAUAAGAAAAUAAAUAUUGAAGUGACUGUGAGGAAAGAUCAACAUUACUUUAGUGUUAUGUCAUAAGGGCUGAAACUGUGAUUUUAAGUUGCCAGGUACUGUAUGCAAUAAGUAGGCAAGGAAAUGAACCGUAAGGAGGUUCUUUUGUUUCUUUUUCCUUUUGCAUCCCAUGAAAUUAGCUGAGGGUCGUAAUAAGAGUAACCAGAGAAAAUACCCAGCCCAUGCAGGGUGCAAAGAAAGUCGGUUUUACGGCUUGCCAUUCGGACAAGUUGUUGCUAGUAUGUACUAGCCCAAGAGUCUUUUAAGUAGCCCCCAAACAUUUUUUGAUUAGCAGCAUUAAUUACAGUUCUUCUGUAAUUUGAAUUUCCCCAAAAACUUCACUUGCCCUUCAGGCAAGUAAAGAACAGAAUUCACUAGCCCAAUUGCAAAAUCCAGUAGCCCAGGGCUAUCGGACACGACUUUCUUUGCAUGCUACCAAGGCCCUACAGUGACAGCCCUGUAUUAUGGCACUAUUAAAUCAUUAUUAAUUUCUUGUAGGUUAUUAGAUGUCUUUGAAAGACUUGACGAGCUUGAUGCAGACAAGGCCGAGACCCGAGGUGCUGAAAUCCUGAGUGGUUUAGGCUUCACUCCGUUAAUGCAACAGACUAAAACCAAAGAUUUCUCUGGAGGUUGGCGCAUGAGAAUAGCGUUAGCAAGAGCCCUGUUUGUAAAACCAACUCUUCUGUUAUUGGAUGAACCCACAAACCACUUGGAUUUGGAUGCUUGUGUUUGGUUGGAAGAGGAGCUGAAAAGGUCAGAUGGUUUAAUUUUAUUUGUCAUCUAUGUUGUACUUACGAAUAAAAUUGUUACAAAUUCUAGGGAAUUCCAUCAUGUCAACCCACUUAAUUUCUCCAGCUCAACAGGUUCGAGCAUAACAAGUGUGUUUAACAACCUCUCUACAUAUAGUUGUUUAUGUGACAAACUUCCCAAACAAUCCUCACUCCAUAGCCUGGUGACCCGCAAGUAUGAUACCCUUGAAAUACCACUGUUUUAAACAGCUACUGGUCAACAAUCAUUUAUUCUUAGACCUGUUAACCCUUUAACUCCCAAUAGUGACCAACAGCAAUUUUCUCCUAACGAUAUCCAUACAUUAUCAUGAGAUGAGGUUAUGAGAAUUAAUUAAGUGAUCACCUAUGAGAAAAUAUUUUGAUCUUUUAUCAAAUUCUCUCAACUCAUUCUUUAAGGAAAUGUAUAGAGAUCAGUUCAGAGAAUUUGUAUGUGGAUAUUGGGGCUUAAAGGGUUAACAUCUGCAACAACUAAGAUGACAACAAGUUAAUUAACGAAACUGAAUUAUGGAUCAGUUUCUUUCUGAGCAGUGAUUUUAGUGUAAUAUUUUUUCUUUGAGCUGAUCAUGUAAAUAGUGUCUGAAAAGCCCCAAGGGGAGCUACUAUUAAAGUAUCAAGCUAUCUAUGAGCUUUAUAGGGUACCAUAACUGUAUUGCAAAGUUUGAUGGAUGAUUUGCGGAUAAUGUUUUAAUCUUUUAUCUGCAUGGCUGCAUCAUUGAAAGUGCUUUUCUACUUUGUGGUUCUUUGCAGUUACAAGAGGAUAUUAGUGAUGAUUUCUCACUCUCAGGAUUUUCUUAAUGGCGUGUGCACAAACAUCCUUCACAUGCACAAGGGAAAGCUUGUGUAUUAUGGGGUAAGCAAAAAUCAUCCUUAGUGACUCUUUAAUUUCAGCCAUAGUGUCAUCUGUCAGUGUGCCAGUUUAAAUAUUCCCCCCUUUUUCUUGUCAGAUCUUGUAUAAUUAUCUCAACUAUAAGUUCAGCCACAUUGUGUACAAAUGUAAACUAUGCCCAUAUUACUUAUUAAGUUGUGAUUGCUAUCUUUUACUGAAGGGUAAUUAUGAUUCCUACGUCAAAACAAGAGCAGAAAUUGAGGAGAACCAGAUGAAACAGUAUGCCCGAGAACAAGAUCAAAUCAAACACAUGAAAGUGAGUGUUGCAUGUAAUUAGCAUUAUUUUCCCUAGAAGCCAAAGAGAAGGUUAUGAAAGUAAAGCAUUGUCAAAAUCAUAAGUUUAAUAUUUUUUUUACUUAUUUAAUUAUAAAGUAACAACUUUUUGCCUGCUAUAAUGGUUAGACAUUAUUCUGUUUGGUACCAUCCUGUCAAUACUACCAAAUUGUCAUGGCCUAAUAGGAGCUGUGUAACGGUUUUCUAGUUCCAGGGCUCGAAAUUAAAAAACCCUCAGGUCACCUUUUGGCGACCAACUGGAGAAAUAUAGUCACCAGAUGCACCAGUCUGUAUAAUCUAUAAAAUGAUGCAGCUCAUAAUAUGGCUUGGUUGUUUGAAAAUAUCACGGACCGAAGUCAGUAUAAAUUUCGGGGUAAAUUGGCUUUGUUUAUGCGAUUUGGCAUAUUUUUUAUGACGAAAGCAAAGCAAGAUAAGAUGAAAUGUUUGUUGUAACUUUACUCUUUUAAUUUAAAUCUAAAUCAUGGAGAGAAAUCUGGUCGCGAAAGUGGCGACUUAGUCGCCAAGGAGAAAAUGUUAGUCGUUUUGGCGACGAUAUCAGUCACAAUUUCGAGCCCUGAGUUCAUUUUGUUGAUAAUGCCAGUUACGUGUCCUUAUUUGCUAUGGAACUUGAAAAAUUACUUGUGCAUGACAAAAUCUCAGCUUCGUGCUUAAUAGUAUUUGUCUUCCAAGCAUUGUAUCAAACAUUAUAAACAGCAAGAAUGAACUAAUUGAAAAAUAUUAAUUGUCAGUUUAACAAGUUUUUUUAAACCCGUGCCUCCUUUUGUAUUUAACAUACUCUCUUUCCACGUUUCACUCAGUUUGGCGGCAUCUCCCACUGUUUGAAGUUUGAUAAAUUUGACAACACAGCUCGUUUAGAAGGGACUUUCAGAUACCAAAAUGGCAACAGCAGGGGUGUCAUUAAGAGGUGGGAUUGCCCCCGGCUACUUUCAAAGGAAAAUAAAAGAAAAAUAGAACCAAAAGAAACUCCUAGCUGUUCAGGCCAUCUGAUAGGGUGCAAUAAAAAAAACAGAAAUUGUGCGAUAUUUUCAUGGUAGAUUGUUAGAUAAGAUAGGACUAUUAUGCGAUAAAUUAUGCGAUUUUUUCAGGGCUAAUUUACAUUGUCUUACCUGGUUUCAAAGGAGACUUUGAACUUUAAUGUUGUUUAACUGGCAAUUUGAAUGUAAAGGAAUAAUGAAACAUCUAUUUUAACACAAAAUAGUUAAAUCUGUCCGAUUAUCUUGACCCAGAAAAGAAAAAGGACACUUGUUUAAUAUUACAUGAUGCCAUUACACUGCUAAACACACUGCUUGUCUCUGAAAUCAAAAUGGCUGCCCUGGGCGAUACUGCGAUCGAAGGUUUCAGAUGUCUUGCAAGGCUUUCUUUAGUGGUAAAUCACCUUAAAUAACAUUAAGAUUGGGAAAAUGUUUCAUUAAAGUUAGAAUUCAUUGUUUACUUUACUUUAAUUUAGGAUUUUUUUAAGGAUUAUGCGAUUUUCCUCAAAUUGAGUGAUUGGAUGAGAUUUGAGGUCAGUUGUGCGAAAUCGCACCAUUGCAUAAUAUCAGAUGGCCUGGCUGUUUGAUUUUUCGCCUACUUGUUGUAUUUACCCUGCAACUAGCAAUCUUAGUGACAACCCUUCAACGACAAUCAGACAAGCACCUUUCACCACCAAGUGUCAUUUGUAAGCAAAGUUCUUCUUAUUAGCUCUUAUUCUGUUCCUGGGCAUUCCUUUAAACUCAACUCUCAUGAGAAUUCAUUUAUGCAAAGCUUGGCAACUUUACAAUUAUUUCAAAAUUAGGCUUGGUGGAAGUGAAAUUUGCUUGCCCGACAUAAACAUGCAUUAGUGCUAUCAAUUGCAAAAAAUGUUCCCAGUGAUACCGUAUAACAUAUUUGUUUUAUUCAUAAUCACAGGACUACAUUGCUAGGUUUGGUCACGGAAGUGCCAAGCUGGCAAGGCAAGCACAAAGUAAAGAAAAAGUACUGAGUAAAAUGGUGGCUAAUGGACUCACAGAGAAGGUCGCAAGGGACAAGGUAAGAACAUUUCCAUACCUACUUUUUUUAUUACUCUAUAAACCCUAAUAUCAAAAUUUCAAUUCUCAUUGGUUGCUUGCAGGUAUUUCCUAUAGAAAUUUUGAUGAGAAGUUGUUUUAGUGUCAAUAAAAUUCAUCUUACGCGAUCAUUUCCUUAAUUUUCAUGACUACACUGUUUUAUAAGGCAAAGAUAUUACAAGAUGAAAUUCAAUGAUGAUGAUCUUAGGGCUUAAGAGUUUAGGUUAAAGGAGUUUUUGCACAAGAAAAUUUGUUUUGUAAAUUGCAAUGCACAACAUGUACAUACAGAUGAGACAAGUCCUGAGAUGUUGCUUACGGCUGGAGUGUUUCACGUGAUAUUAUGGUUCCCUCACCUCAUACAUGUAACUUGUUUCUCAUUGAAAGUAUCUGAUGUUUUAAGUGAAAUCUGUCACCAUCUUGUACAAUGUAAAACAUCAUCCCACAGCAACACUCACCUCAAGCCCUUCAACAUUUCAUUGGCAUUAUGGUUAAUAUUUGCAUUUAGAUUUCUGGGAAACUGCCCACCUACCUGUUCCCUAAGCUAACAUUAACACUUACUUCUCGCUUAGGGCAAAAUGACGGCUUAGGGGAGGGGUAGGUGGAGGGUUCCCAGAAACCUAAACUGAUCCCUAAAACCUUGCUUAAAAUUUGGCUAAAUCAUGGGUUAAAGUUAACCAUUUUUAAAGGAACCAGGCCCAGGAGAAAUAGAAAAGAAAGGAUAUGCAAAAUAAAGGGGGCAGAAAAAAAGGUGUAUUACAAAAGAUGUGAAAAUGGCAAAUCCAUACAUUUCUUAAGGGACUGGUCAAAAAGUAUAGGGGGGGGGUGGGCCGGAGCAGAGAGGGGGUGGGUCAUGAGGUUUUGAGCCUUGUGCAAGGGGUGGGUCGUGCAAUUUUCAGCUAAUCUUAGGGGGUGGGUCAUUCUAUUUUAUUACAUAGAUAGGCACUAACUACUAACGAGACAGUUGACUACACUUGUUAUAUAAAACACAGCCAGCUGGAAUUAUUGCUGAAAUACUCGCAAACCUCUUGUGCGAGAAAGUACAAAAGGGUGACAGGCCGCGCACAUCUAUACUGGAGUGGAACCCUUAACCUUUUUUUUUUUGGCUCUUACGGGCAUGUCCUUUAAUGAUUUUCCUUUUUUUGUAAGGAAAUGAUUGGUGGCUCUUUAAAAAUUUAUUGAGGUUACAGUUGGUUUUGUAUAAGAUUCCAUUUUUUCAUUCAAGCUUCCUUUGUAGUAGACAAUGAGGGCUGGUAUUGUGUCACGAAUGACAAUAUUUCUUUUUCCUCCUUGUUGUUUUGUUUUAGGAGUUUAGACUCCCUUUCGUGAAUUUUAUUUCUGAUAGUAUGUUUUCUAUCAAAGAUUGUGGGUAGCCUCCGUCCAUCAAGCGUUGUUUUUUAAAUGUGAAUUAUUUUCCUCAAAAGUUAUUUCUGAGAAGUUUUUUCGUAGGAUUCUCAAGGCUCCUUUUUUAACAUUUGGAGGGUGACACGAGGUGAAAUGUGUGUGCAAGAAGGUUUGCUUUUGUUAAAAAUGUGUCUUUUCAUCAAGGAUAGAUUUUUCCUUGAAUCUUGUGCCUUUAUCUACAACCGUGUCUAAAAACGCAGUCUCAGUGUCAAAUGUUUCAGCCUUGAAUUCAAUAGUUGGGUGAUGUAAGACUUACAUCACCCAACUAUUGUUCAAUGAAGGCUUCGAUGUCUGGUUUACUCAUGUACCAUAGGUCAAAGAUAUCGUGCAUGUAGCAUUUCCAAACUGUUGUUCUAAAGACAGUUUUGCUUAGAGUUGUUGUUUCAAUAUAUGUCAUGAAAAUAUUGGCAAAGGAAUCAAAUCUGCUUUCUUCGUGCCCAUUGCAGUUCCAUGGUUUUGUAGGCAGUGCUUUCCAUUGAAGUGGAAGAAAUUUUCUUUGAGGGUCGAUUAAUCUAAGCAUUUCUGGCAAGUAAUGUGUAGGAAUGGGUUGUCUUUGUAGAAAUUUUCUUAUGCUUUGUGACAGACAAUUUCAAUAUACCCUCCUUUUGCUGUAUAUUCGUGUCAAGACUCAUAACGUCCAUCGAAACAAGGAAUGUUGGGUUUUUCACAUUUGUCUUUCCAGUGAAAGGUAUGAUUUCUGUGAUUUUGAUAUUGGUUGUAGCAGUGUAUCAACAAAUUUUGUCAAGCACAGAACAAGGUUUUAUGGGAUUAUUAAGAGGAAACCAAACAUCCAUGUUUUAACUAGGGGGUGGGUCGUGCAAUUUCCAACCUUGCUUUAGGGGUAGGUCAGUCAUUUUUGUGCCGAAGGGAGGGGGUGGGUCAUGUGUGUUUUAUCAACCACAUUUCCAAAUGCUCCGGCCCACCCCCCCCUAUACUUUUUGACCGGUCCCUAAAGAAUUACUUGAUCAAAGAUCAAAGUUUUUAUUAUUUUUUUUUAAAUUCUCAUCAGCUAAUCUCAUGAUUAUGUAUAGAUGUUCAGUGAUUUUUGUUACAAAUAGUUGUGGUGAGUCCUGGGUCUCAUCAUCAUGAGUCGCUGUCCAUAACCAAUGAGUCCCAGUUCACAAAAACAAGGAGUCCUUAACUGAAAAUGCUUAUGGACCUUUAUGUAACCAGACAGUUAAUCUGGAGACAGAAGCCAGAACUAUACAGUUUACUGAAAUUAUAUAGUCUUUCAUAUAUUUAAAGCACAAAAAAGACUAAAAUAAAUAGGGAUCUUUAAGCAACAGCCAUGUGCAGAGAUCACACAAACUAGAUAUUGUAGCAAAAAAUCUUCAAAUGGAUUGAUCCUUCUUUGCAUCCUACGGGACGCAUGCCAUGAAUUAUUUUGCGUCUUGGGUUAUUUUUAUGCAUCAGGGAUGCAGGAUGCAGAGGUAACAGAAUCACUGGAUGGUACAGGUCAAAAUUAUAUUCAGUUUAGAAUUUUUACCUUGGGUUGAUUCUCAAUUUCCUUUGUUGUUAGCCCCAACUCCUGAACAAUUAGGGCAAACAAGGAGACAAAGGAAACAGAGAAUCAAACUCGCUUAAAAAAUGUUAAGUUGAAUUUAAUUUUGACCUGUAACAUAUAAAUUGUUGGGAGAAAAUUGAUCUUGGUCAUCCUUGGGAUUUUAGGGGUUAAUGGCCAGUCAGAGGUUAAAUGAUUCAGUUCAGAAACUAAUUAGUAGUCUUCUUUUGUAAUAAUUUUUUAUUAUUAUUUAACCAGGUUCUAACAUUCUAUUUCCCUGACUGUGGAAAACUUGCACCACCUGUUGUCCAGGUUCAGGCAAUGAGCUUUAAAUAUGGAAAAGAUAAGGUUAGUUCUUUUAGUUGCUUUGAGCAGACACUGUGUAUGUCACAUUUUUAUCGCAUUGUGUUCUUGUGAUCACCUUCUCUGCAUUUAUUUCUUCAUCCCGCAGAUUUAUGAAAUUCAUGUAAUUUGUUUAUCAUUUCAAUAUAAAUAAUAAUUGUUAUUAUUAGUGGAAAAAACACUUGAAGCAAAUGCCCUGCUUUGUCUGUAAGGGUAUAUGCUGAAGUUAUUUGACUGUAACAUUAGGAAUCACAAUGUUGCUAAAUGUACAGUGCCUUAAUUUAUUGGUGUAUUUUAAAAUGUCAUUCUGUACAGAUUUAAGUACUUUUGAAUUGCUGAAGUGCAGUGCACUGUCUAAUAAAACUGAAAAUAUACAUGAACCUAAAUGUCCUUAACCUUGUAAAACUUGAUAAAAUCUGUUUUUAGUGGUUUAGCUCAAAGUCAUCUCUUUAGAACUGUUCAUUCCCAAACUGAUCCGUAGCAUUUUAUUCUCUAUUUAGCCUGCCAUAUAUGAUAAUCUGGACUUUGGAAUUGAUUUGGAGUCCAGAGUGGCUUUGGUGGGUCCCAAUGGAGCUGGCAAGUCCACACUACUGAAACUGCUUGAUGGAACACUGACACCUUCUGAUGGGCUUAUACGAAGGCAUAAUCACCUCAAAAUAUGCCGUUACCACCAGGUUUGAUCAACCGCAAAUAUGAGCUUUAUACAACUAUAACUCAAUCACAGGGCUGUGCUCUAGUGGAGCGUGGCCCCUAACACCCAACAUUUUGCUCUCAGGCAACUAGAAAAUCUUAGCUUUUUCAUACAAAUCAUAUGCUGGGCACCCAAGAUUUUACAGUUUCAGAGCUCUCUUUGAACAGUUUUACUUAGAGCGUAGCCUUGAAUCACAUCACAGAGUAAUAAAUAGUUGAAGCUAUUGCAAGGCAUAGAAAAACACAGAAAAUGAUAAAAGGUUAUUUAAAGUGCUAAGUUGUCAUUCAAUGUCUAAACCAUUCGGGCUUAGCCCUUGAUCAGUGGAAUGCUAUUGGUUUUGGCACUGCCGAGACAUUUUUAUUAAAAUGAAUACAUGUACACUGUAAGUGCAAGUCUUACAGAAAAUGAAAAUUGCUGUUACAUAGCUGAGUUAAAAAGAGGCACAAAACUUGCCGUUUCCCUCGCUUAAUAUUACUGCAGAAGCUAGUUAAUGCCUUGCACCAUAUUGUCAAUGAUGGGGCAACAUGUGACUAAGGCAAAAUAAUGGUAGUCUUUACACUAGAGCCUAAAUAAGCUAAAAAAUAUUUCAAGACAAGUAAAUUUUAAAUUCUUCAAGUAAAAAGAAGCUUCACACACAACCUAUCUUUUUUACUUCAGGUUAACUUAAGGCUAUUUUCCCACGCAACAUUAUUAAGAUUGAUUGACAUGCUUUGCCGUUCUGAAAGCUCAAGAAACCACAAGGUCGCAAAGUCGGUUUUAUAAGGAUGGUUUUCAAGUCCCUUGAAACUUUUCUUGAAUCGUUUCAACUUUCCGACCUUAAUGAAAUGCAGAGUAAAAGAACUUGAGAUUUUACUUUGGCUUUUACACACAUAGAACGGUUUUCACUUGACUGUCGUAAAACCAAAACCAAAGUAAAUACACUAGCCAACCAAAGGGCGUAGUAAAACCAAAACCAAAACCAAAACCAAUCCCUUUCGACAGUCAAGUGAAAACCGCUCUAUCAUCGGUUAAGUAAAACUUAGCAGCUCUCAAGUCUUACGUAACGGCCUGGUGUAAAGAUUGCCAAUAUCAUUAGUUUGAAAAUGCUCAACUUCUGAUGAGUUACCAUAGUUAGGUGGAGGAUUUUUUAAGCCAAUCAAAUGCACUAAAAAAUAACAAUUUAUUACCAAGCAACUAAAUAUCAUGCUUCAAUAAUAUGACCAUUUCUUCUCGCAUUUCUGGCAGCAUCUCCAAGACAUGUUGGAGCUGGACAAGUCAGCACUAGAAUUCAUGAUGAAAUGUUUUCCUCACAUAAAGGAGGUAGAGGACAUGAGGAAAUCAAUAGGAAGAUAUGGACUGACUGGUAAACAACAGGUGUGUACAGGGUAAUAUAGAUAGAUAUGGACUGACUGGUAAACAACAGGUGUGUACAAUGUAAUAUAGAUAGAUAUGGACUGACUGGUAAACAACAGGUGUGUACAGGGUAAUAUAGAUAGAUAUGGACUGACUGGUAAACAACAGGUGUGUACAGAGUAAUAUUAGUGCGUUUCGCAACAGGACAUUAGAAAGAAGAGGAUGGCAAAGCGCUUGUGUGAGACGAACGUGACAGGGCUAUUUCUUGCAUGUUAUCCUCACUUAACAUUAAUGUUUUGUGGUCUUUGCCAAAAAAAAUAUUUAAAGGAAAGUGAAGUUUGACGUAAAGUUAUUUCAAACAAAAUUAUUGUCACGCUUGUCAUACAAGGUUUGCUGUCUUCUUUCCACUCCUGUCCUGUUGCGUAAGUUCAUCAUUAACAAGGAGGAAAGAAGAUGGUGCUUGGUUCUGAAAAUAAUAACAAAGAUGUAAUGAGAAUGCCACUAUCAUCCAUGGGAAAAAGAGGAAAAUAGAAUGUUGAUCCCCUUCUGCAACUACAGGGGUUUUUUUAUUAUUCAUUCUCUUUAUAUGUCUAGGUGUCUGUUGUUUUGUGGCCAAGCUCCAAAGUUUUUGUUACUCUGUCACUUCGAUGAAGCUUUAUUCGUUGCUGAUCCUGUUAGUAAACUGGACAGGAAUAGGAAGCGAGUAUCUCAUGGUUCAGUUUUGGACCAAUUCCUCGUUGGUGGGGUUCAAUUCCUGUUGAUAACGUGAAACUGUCCUCUCUUUCCAAUGGUACUUGUAGAUUGAUAGACGCUGCAUGUUUGUCAGGUUUAAGGUGGCUGCAUUGUUAUUACAAGUGCAUUGAACUAUGAUGACAUAAAAACUGCCGACGGUUUGAGAGCAUUUAGCAAUAAUAUGAAAUUAUCUGAUAUUUCUCCCUGAUAUUUAUUUGGAAUACUCACUAUAUCAAUAAAAGAUACCAGAAAUUUCAGUAAAAAAUAUCAGCAAAAUUUUAUGCUAGACGUGAUCAAUUGAGGUAUUGCCAAAUGAUAGCUGGAGUACUUCUUUAAGUUUUAAUAGCCAUCACGUUAAAACCAAAAAUGUUAUGACACAAAGUUUGUCAUAGUUCAUUGCAUUUGUAAUAAAAACGGAGCUACCUUGAAAGAGAUCUUACAGCUACAGUUUACUACAAGCUGUCCCUGAAGGUUUAGGCAAGCAUGUAAGCAAUCAAGGACUCUCCCAGUCUUUUGUGUCUGCCUGUUCAGUUUUUUCCGUGGGACUGAAGUUUCCUUCCCUGAAUUAUAACUUACAGUCACACUAGUAAAGCUUCUGUGGGCUUAGGGGGGAGGGGAGGGGAGGAACAGUAGGGAUUGUUCUUUGUACUCAUCUGCCCUUUGAACAGAGAUGCUAAACCCGUCAUUAAUGUUAAGUGGCAUUUAAAUGCAAACAUAAGCUGCACACAUGGAACCCAAGUAACAAUGCCAGCACAGAGAGCUCAAAAUACAUGCACUAACUUUUCAAGGUCACCUUGACUUCUGAUGACUUGAAAGGUAAUGUCACCAAUACAGGCGUAUUAUCGUUCGCAUCUGAAACUGCUACCUUGUAGAUUCUAACUUGUGCUUUAUGUUGAUUGAAAACAGAUCUGUCCAAUGCAGAACUUAUCCGAUGGUCAGCGCUGUCGUGUGGUGUUUGCUUGGUUAGCCUUCCAGGCACCUCAUCUCUUGUUACUUGAUGAACCUACAAAUCAUUUGGAUAUGGAGACGAUUGACGCACUGGCUGAUGCCAUUAAUGACUUUGAGGGAGGACUGGUGCUUGUUAGUCACGAUUUCAGGCUGAUCAAUCAGGUCAAAAUAAUUAUAAACUGUUCACUGGUUCAAUGCGCUGUUAUGUGUACAAUACGUUUUGAUCGCAUAAUUGUCUCAAAACUUGGUGAAUAGAUCACCUUUUUAGCUUGUAAGUUUUGUUUUCCCAUUUCAGUCUACGAGAUGGUACCCCAGAGAACGGUUUCUUUCAAAUGUCGUCCUAUUCAUCCGCGUGCACAUGUAUGCAUAAUUUAUGAAAAGACAAAAGGCAAAUUCCCUGGGCCCAGUUGUUUGAAGGCCAAUUAGUGUUUAACCUGGGGUUAAAUUUAACUCGGGUUUCUUUUUCUUGUGUUCAAAAGCAUUUUCUCGGAUAAUUUUCUUUUUUUUUUAGAGUUUCCAAUCAUCAACUUGUAGACAAAAAGAAUCAUUAAAACUGAAAUGCUUUUUAAGCCUUAAAAUCUGGAUUCAAAUCUCGCACUAGCCCUGGGUUAUCUUAACCCGGCUUUGUAUAACUCAGCCCUGGAGAACAUCGGAAGAACAAAAUAUACAAGCUAAGGGCCAGUUUACAUGGAGGUGGGGGACCCCAGACAGAUGAGGUAACAUGUGAUGGGUCCCCCACCUAUUAUGUAAACGUGAUCAAAUUAAUAUGAGAGAUUAUAUGGACAGACGGGUUACCUCACCUACCUACCUAUUGAAAGACUCUAAGGAAACAAAAGCAUAAGUUUAAAUUACAAAUUGCAAAGAAUCUCACUUAGACCCGUGGGCAUUGGCCACGCUUCCCUGGAUGACCGAGGUUUUUUCUCACGAGUGGUGGGAUGAUUCGAGCCAAAGCGCCGGUCACUAUAAAGACUUGACCAAAACCGGAAGCCGCGCAUGAAAAGUCUCUGAUACCCAGCCUAUGGCAAAGCUGUAUCGGUAAUUUUAAUCCUCUUUCCAGUAACAAUGUGUCUGUUGUAGCAAUAAGUCUGCAUAGCAGUUAAAAAUAGCAACCUAAAUAUCUGAUGACGACGACAACAACUUUGCACGUACAGUAGUCUUUUUUGUACAUUUGUUUGUCGUCGCUGCACGACUACGACCUGAAAGUGCCUAAUUUCACGUUUAUGGAGGACGUAAACGAGCGACGACGAAAUGUUUUUUUUUUCUCUUUCUGAACUUGGGAAUUGUUCUCAGGAGGGCUCGCGUACAUUUGACAAAGGGAGUGAGUUACAAUAAUCGCAAUGAAGAUUGAAACAGCGCGGCGUUUUCGAUGCCGUCGCUGUCCUUUCCUUUCCCUAAUAUUACCGACAAAACUUCUGUACACUCCAUCAGCUUUUCCUAAUGUAAGAUUUUUGUCUCGUUCUUUUUCCCUAGGUUGCGAAGGAAAUUUGGAUCUGCGAGAAAAAGACUAUCACUCCAUGGAAGGGAGAUAUUUUAUCAUACAAGGAGGAGCUGAAGAAGAAAGUGACUAGAAAACACAAAGCGUAAUCUAUUUAUUUUUACUUAAGUACAAUAAUUGCUAUUAUUAUUUUGAGUAGUCUAUACAUUGUAACCUAGCUGCUGUUAGAAACUCUGGAAGCCUGUAUGAAUAUUAUUAGAGCUGAUUAUUAGAGCAGAGAGUCUUUUGAGCGACGCACUUUAACCGGAAGUGGACUAGCCUCCCACGCACCGGAAGUGGACUAGCCUCCCACGCAGACGUUCUUAGGGGUCGUCACGUGUUCCUGCCCCACGAACGUUCGUGGGACAGGAACGUGUGACGAACCACUAAGAACGUUUGCGUGGGAGGCUAGAAGUGGACUUUUAGCAUUCUUGGGCAGUGGUUUCGCCCAAAUUUUUCGGCCAAUCGUCUCUAUAGAAUAAAGACAGUUGGCACUACAAAUUUGGUAGAGUCAAGGCAUAUUAUAAGGGAAAGGUUGACGUACGCCGCUCAAAAAUGCCUUUGCUUAAACUGCUUAUUACCUCUCACAGUUGACUCAGUACAGCCGAAAGAAAGACAGCUGACAGGAGACACUGCCUUGUUACCCUUAAACAGUUCCAAAUAACUGACACAUUUGUGGACCUUUUUUUGUAAUUUUAUUAACUUUACAUGCAAAUGCUCCCUUGGAAUUGUCAAAACCCUCACUUUCAAAAUGAGGCCAAGUGCACAACCUUUCCUUUGAAAACGAGUUUUAUUUGCAUGAGAAUGAGAACCAUCUCCAUAUCAAAGGCUGAGUGCUCCACCGGUCUGACGGAGUAUCCGAAUGUUCAAGCCUUCAUCACGCUAGUGUUUUCCUUUGAUUCUUAACGUAUGAAAACAAGAUGAAGCGAAUCCUGUCUUCGAUCUGAUUGGCUGCCUUCCGCAUUGGUGCCGCUGGAAAAAGUUCUCCUUUUGACCUUAUUAUAUAUCCUUUAUUAAUCACGCUUGUUCGAUCAAGAUGGUGGCAUAUUGGCCUCCCUUUUUUUUGCGUUUUGAUUGACCUUGACUUCGUCUCGGUCCU
This is a messenger RNA of Porites lobata, 29303 nucleotides long. Lineage: Eukaryota; Metazoa; Cnidaria; Anthozoa; Scleractinia; Poritidae. The record is from the annotation of a GenBank genome assembly.